This is a messenger RNA of Vidua macroura (Pin-tailed whydah), 1011 nucleotides long. RefSeq names its product CKLF like MARVEL transmembrane domain containing 6 (gene CMTM6). The transcript is spliced from 4 exons. Lineage: Eukaryota; Metazoa; Chordata; Aves; Passeriformes; Viduidae. The record is from RefSeq and is a predicted model, not a curated record. Gene Ontology annotation, cellular component: membrane. Bases 120 to 1001 code for a protein of 293 amino acids.
UGCAACCGCAGCCCCCCGGGGCCCCGGGCUCGCCCGGGGCCUCUCGCCCUUCCCGCUCCCGUCCCGCCCGCCGCCCUUUUGCUUUCGGUUUUUCCCAGCUGACAGCCGGCUGCCCGGCCAUGGAGAACCGCGCCGUCUACAACAAGACAACGGAACCGGAGGCGUCCCGCCGACUGCCGCCCUUUUUCUUGCGGUUUUUCCCCGAUAGCAGCCGGCGGCCCGACCCGCCCAGGGAGAAUGGCUCCGCCUCCAACGAGACCACAGAGGCGUCCCGCCGACUGCCGCCCUUUUUCUUUCGGUUUUUUCCAGCUGGGAGCCGGCGGCCCGGCCCGCCCAGGGAGAACGCCUCCGCCUACAACGAGACCAGGGAACCGGAGGCGAAGACUCCACGCCCGCCGCCCUUUUUCUUUCGUUUUUUUCCAGCUGGCCGCCGGCGGCCCGGCCCGGCCAUGGAGAACGGCGCCGUCUACAACGAGACCACGGAACCGGAGGCGAAGGCGCCCCGCCGCCGCCCCUUCGGCUGCACCCUGCGGCACCUGCGGGGAUGGCGGCUGCCAGUCAAGGUGGUCCAGACGAUUUUCUCUUUUGUGGCUGUUGUUUGUGAAGAAAUUGUGGACUAUUGCAUCACUUGUAGUGGACUUUAUCUCUUUGAAUUCACAAGCUGCAGUGCCUUUCUUUUGAGCCUCCUGAUUCUGUAUGUGUAUUGCACUGAUUUGUAUGAAUCACUGGGGGAAGAUAAAGUGCAGAAACUGAAUUUUUGGGCUGUGCCAGUCAUAGGGGCCUCGUUUCUGUUAGCAUCAAUAGUGUUUUCUGCAACCUCCUCUGACUCUGCUGUUGAAAGUGCUGCAUGUGUAUUUGGAUUUUUUGCAACUUUUGCCUUUGCAGCUGAAUUUGGUAUAGAGUUCUAUCUCAGGCGAAAACAAAACAUCGAUGGACGCCCUGAAAAUCCUGGUAACACUCCGAGUGCCACAGAAAAUCAGCCAUUGAAUAAACAAAGCUAACUUCCUGAAA